AUGGCCCUCGACCACAUGGCCCCCCAACUACAACCCACAAAUCAUGCUGGUUUCGUGACGGGUUCUGAGAACGUCAGUCCUUCCAGACUUGUUGGAGCACCUUCGACGCCUACGAUCUCGGAUGACAAGGACCCCAAUACACCCGUUCGUUCAUCUUAUCUGGAGGAACUGAGCAUUGGAGCGUUGCAGAAUGUACAGAACCUAGCACAGGUUCCUACUUCACGCAACCGGCAUCCCAAGGCCAAGGCCGACGUCCACGUUCCAGCAAGCAUCGCCACCCCAGACUCGCUGGCCGACGUUCUGAGUAACUUUCACAUUUACAGCCCUCCCGAGAAGGAAGCGGUCACUUCGGAACUCAGUAAGGUCACCGUACGGCAGACGCAAGAGACCGUUUCUGCGUCGCCACAUAGCCCCAAGCUUCAGAAAUCGGCCCGCAACGCAAAGCACGCCCACUUCGCUCUGCCGGAACAGCCUUGCGACAGUGUUGAAGGAGGUCCAAGUCUGACAGGUUCAGUCAGACGCGAGUCAUUUUCUGCGCUUUUAUCGGAGUCUGAUAUACAGUCCACCAUUCAACAACACGACGCAAAGAACUUUAACUGGAUUCUCUCUCUUCCUCGCGACGCUGGCAAUUUCGUUGGAGAUAAGCACUUGCGCCGCAUUUGCUCGGCUACCGAUCUGGCAGACAGCGCCAGUCAAGACCGAAAAGUGUACUUUGGCUGCAACAUCUUGCGGCAGAGAUCGCUAUCCCGAAGCUCUGUCACAGGCAGAGACCGAGCAGUCAAUACAUAUACUCUCAUUGCUACACCCUUGAGCAACCGUGCAGAGGUAAACGACAUUCACGCUCCAGCAGAAACCAUGAUCGAUACGCUCCUACCUCCAAAUUCCACAGGCGUGGUACCGGCGGACUUCAGCGGCCUCUCGCCCAAACCAGUUGGGGCACCACUUGAUCAAGGCUCCUAUGAGCGGGCACAGUCCGUACCGCGUUCACCUGGUAGCUCUGUUGCGCGUAUCGAGGAUACCCUGGAGGAGCUGGACAGACUAGAGGACCAGUUCGAAGCGGUACAUCGUAUGGUUCGUGUCAAGCGCGUGGCGUCACCAGACAAAGAGGCCUUUGACCGCCGAAGCCCGGGCCACGGCGCCGCUGACACCCAAAAUUCGACUACCAAAACGGGCACUGUUCGCUCAAGACCCUCUGGCGUAGCCCGAACGUCAUCAGUGCGUAAGUCAGCCGGCGCCCCUGACCCGGCGACGAAGUCAACGGAGGAGACACCGGCUGCCACGACUAGCGCUGCUACGAAGAGGUUGAGUGUUGCUCGCCCGCUGAGUCUACUUCCGCCGAAACCGCCAGUAAAGUCGAGCAAGCCGCCUACAACAUCGACAUUUGAGCUUCCAGGUGAGGCUGUGGCACGCAGACUAAAGGAACAACGCGAGGCUCGCAUGUCAGCAGCCGCUGCGGCGGCGGCUGUUGGGGCCAAACCAACCACGACAAAGACAGGGCAGUUUCGCAAGGCUCGGUCGGUAAAGCCACCGACGAUCCCAACCUUUGAGCUUCCCGGAGAAGCAAUUUCUAGACGCAAGAGAGAAGAGCACGAAGCCAAGCUCAGGCGGCAAGAGGAAGAAGAAAAGAAGCGGCGCGAAUUCAAGGCGAGGCCCGUUCGACUGAGCGUCACGCCGAGCACAGUCCCGCGUGAGACCAUCUCCAGUCGUGCCCGAACGAAGCGGACCUCCAUCAUUGGCGAAGCCAGCAUGGCAAGUGGUGGUCUAAGCGUGCCGGGAUCUGCGGUGCCGGGGUCUGCGUCACCGGCAAACAGACGUUUGUCAGUCAUCUCGUCAGACUCGGCGGGCCGUACCAACAGCUCGGGCCAGGUGACUCGUGGGCGCGGACCAGCGCUGGGAUCGUCGCCCACAGCAGCCGGACAGAUGAGCAGGGCUACGUCGACAUCCACUGGUAGCAUCAGCGGAAAGCGGAGCACAAUCUCGGUGGAAGAUGUGCAGUACCAAAAGCUACGAGGCAGAGAGAUUCUCCAGCGAGACAGCAUCCUGUCUUCGGAUCGCGACCGUGAGAAGCGGGAACGUGAAGCGAUCGCCAGGCAGGCCCGUCAGGAGGCAGCUGAGAGAUCUAGGGCGCUCAGCCGAGAGUGGGCCGAAAGACAGAAGCUGAAGGCCAAGAAGGCCACGACGGCAUGA
This is a messenger RNA of Sporothrix schenckii 1099-18, 2187 nucleotides long. RefSeq lists its product as uncharacterized. Bases 1 to 2187 code for a protein of 728 amino acids. The transcript has 2 exons. NCBI's taxonomy places the organism in Eukaryota, Fungi, Ascomycota, Sordariomycetes, Ophiostomatales, Ophiostomataceae. The record is from RefSeq and is a predicted model, not a curated record.